UUGCCUCGUAAACAAAACACUUCCCUCCUUUCACAGUCAGCAAACCAUGGUCCUCACAAGUGUGGGAAAGAUGGUCGGCCUCCAGAAGAAGACUUCUGGAAUCCGGAAUAUCUGUAUAUUGGCCCAUGUGGAUCAUGGCAAAACUACUCUAGCUGAUUGUCUAAUAUCUAGCAAUGGAAUAAUCUCCAGCCGCUUGGCAGGCAAGCUGAGAUAUCUAGACAGCAGAGAAGAUGAACAGAUCCGAGGGAUAACCAUGAAAUCUAGUGCAAUUUCACUGCACUUUGUGAAAGGUGAUGAGGAGUAUCUGAUUAAUUUAAUAGACUCCCCAGGGCACGUGGAUUUUUCUUCAGAAGUAUCUACUGCUGUCCGACUCUGUGAUGGUUGCAUCAUAGUGGUGGAUGCUGUUGAAGGAGUCUGUCCACAGACUCAAGCAGUUCUGCGGCAAGCAUGGCUAGAAAAUAUACGUCCAGUAUUGGUGAUCAAUAAAAUUGAUCGCUUGAUUGUGGAGCUCAAGCUCACCCCUCAGGAAGCAUACUCGCACCUUAAGAACAUCUUAGAACAGAUCAAUGCAGUCACUGGAGCACUCUUUACCUCUAAAGUCUUAGAAGAAAGAGCUGAGAAAGAAACAGAAAGUGAAAAUGUUUCAGACACUGCACCAGGAGAUCAAAUUUAUGACUGGAGUGCUGGAUUGGAAGAUACGGAUGAUUCACAUCUUUAUUUUUCACCAGACCAUGGAAAUGUGGUGUUUGCCAGUGCAGUUGAUGGCUGGGGUUUUGGCAUUGAGCAUUUUGCCAAACUGUAUAGCCAAAAGAUUGGAAUCAAGCCUGCAGUACUUCUGAAGACUUUAUGGGGAGAUUAUUAUCUAAAUACAAAAGCAAAGAAGAUAAUGAAAGGUGAUCAGUCAAAAGGAAAGAAACCUUUGUUCGUGCAGUUGGUGCUGGACAACAUAUGGAGUCUAUAUGAAGCUGUUAUGAAAAGAGACAAAGAAAAAAUUGAGAAGAUAGUCACCUCUUUGGGACUGAAAAUUGGUGCACGGGAGUCACGGCAUGCAGACCCUAAAGUUCAUCUUAAUGCCAUUUGUAGCCAGUGGCUACCAAUAUCUGAUGCAGUCCUCUCCAUGGUGUGUAAUAAACUUCCCAGUCCUCUUGACAUCACUGCAGAGAGAGUGGAAAAGCUGAUGUGUGUUGGAGCUAGAACAUUUGAUUCUUUGCCACCAGAAACUCAGGAACUGAAAAGUGCUUUUAUGAAAUGCAGUAGUGAAGGAACAGCCCCGGUUAUUGUCUUUGUUUCCAAAAUGUUUGCUGUUGAUGCAAAGGCAUUACCACACAAUAAACCAAGGCCUUUAACUCAAGAAGAAAUAGCUCAUCGGCGUGAACUUGCAAAACGAAGGCACGCAGAAAAACUGGCAGCAAAUCAAGGAAAGGAGCUGUCGGAAAAGCCCCCAAAUGAAAAUCCAUCUGAAGUAACUGGGAACACUGGUGAUACAAAAGGUGAAGAGCAACAGCUCACUGGUCAAGCAGAGAAUGUGACCUCAAAGGCAAUGAAACAGGAAGCAGACAACAAGGAGUCUUUCAUUGCUUUUGCUAGAGUGUUCAGUGGUGUGGCGAGAAAAGGGCAAAAGAUCUUUGUUUUAGGACCAAAAUAUGAUCCUGCUGAGUCUUUGCAUAAGCUGUCAUCCCAGUCUUCUGCCACAGAUGAUCUGCCAUUAGUACCUCAUAUGACUUUCUGUACAUUGGAAAAUCUCUACUUGCUUAUGGGAAGAGAACUUGAAGAUCUUGAAGAAGUACCUGCAGGAAAUGUUCUGGGAAUAGGAGGCCUGCAAGAUUUUGUGCUAAAGUCUGCAACACUCUCAACAUCACCAGCUUGUCCACCAUUUACACCUCUCAACUUUGAAGCUACACCGAUUGUGCGGGUAGCUGUUGAACCGAAACAUCCAAGUGAUAUGCCUCAGCUGGUCAGAGGAAUGAAGCUUUUAAACCAGGCUGAUCCAUGUGUCCAAGUUUUAAUCCAGGAGACAGGAGAGCAUGUGCUAGUGACAGCAGGAGAAGUUCAUCUUCAGCGCUGCUUGGAUGACCUGAAAGAAAGGUUUGCAAAGGUACAGAUUAGUGUAUCAGCACCUAUUAUACCAUUCCGAGAGACAAUAACAAGACCUCCGAAAGUUGAUAUGGUGAAUGAAGAAAUAGGAAAACAGCAGAAAGUUGCUGUUAUACACCAAACAAAAGAGGACCAAAAUAAAAUUCCUGAAGGAAUCCAGGUUGAUUCAGAUGGGCUGGUUACGAUAUCUACUCCGAAUAAACAAGCUACUCUCAGCGUAAGAGCACUGCCACUUCCUGAGGAGGUAACUCGACUUCUUGAAGAAAAUAGUGACUUAAUUCGAACUAUGGAACAACUCAACACAUCUCUGAAUGAAGAUAAAAAAAAACAUGAGAUAAAUCAGAAGACUAUGGAUAGGAUCAAGGAAUUCAAACAGAAGCUGGAGCAACAUCUGCAGGGAAGAAAGUGGAGAAAUGCUGUUGAUCAGAUAUGGUCAUUUGGACCACGGAAGUGUGGGCCUAAUAUUUUGUUAUAUAAUUUUGAGGGUUAUAAACGGUCCGUGUGGCAGUGCCUUGGGAAUGCUGUGAAAGAAGUGAGUAAAUACAGAGACUUUGAUAACAGCAUAGUAAGUGGAUUUCAGCUGGCUACACUCUCGGGUCCCAUGUGUGAAGAGCCCCUUAUGGGUGUUUGUUUUGCAGUGGAAAAAUGGGAAAUAAAUAAAGUUGGAGAGAUUCCUUCAACUAAUAGUCAGGAUUCAGAGGAAUGCGAUGCCAUAGAACAUAACCAAAAUGAAGAUACUGCUCUAACAAGCAGUUGCACUGAUGAAGUUUGCAGAGUGAAUGAACACCAGGACAGCAGUCAAAGUGUUACAGAAUCACCUGAGAAGAUUAGUAAGCACAAGGGAGAAGUUUUACUUGCAGAUUGUUACGGUCCCUUCUCUGGACAACUGAUUGCCACCAUGAAGGAAGCAUGUCGUUAUGCUUUGCAAGCAAAACCUCAGAGGCUUAUGGCAGCAAUGUACACGUGUGAAAUUAUGGCUACUGCAGAAGUUUUAGGUCGUGUGUAUGCUGUCCUGUCCAAAAGAGAAGGCAGAGUGCUACAAGAGGAGAUGAAAGAGGGGACAGAUGUGUUUAUUAUAAAGGCAGUCCUGCCAGUAGCAGAAAGCUUUGGUUUUGCUGAUGAAAUCAGGAAGAGGACUAGUGGCCUGGCCAGUCCGCAGCUGGUGUUCAGCCACUGGGAGAAAGGAAGAGGUGAAAGUAUACAGGAAACAUGCAAGUGGGAAAGCCGAUAAGGAGUGUCACCAGAUCAUUUCCAGUGACCCAUUCUGGGUACCAACCACUGAGGAAGAAUACUUGCACUUUGGGGAAAAGGCAGACUCAGAGAACCAGGCCCGCAAGUACAUGAAUGCAGUAAGAAAGCGAAAGGGACUUUAUGUAGAAGAAAAAAUUGUGGAGCAUGCUGAAAAGCAAAGAACUCUCAGUAGAAAUAAGUAGCCGUGUCUGCUUCCUUUCUCUCCCGACUCAGCUAAGUGCGGGUGGAUGAUUUUCUAUGCAGCAGAUUCAAAAUUUCAUCUGGACUUUGUUCUUUGACACCACUUUUCUUAUAUGCUAUGUCUGUGGCUUAGGUUUUAAUCAACUUAAGCCUUUCCAACUUUUAUACAGAGAAAAUAGUUUGUUUAUUUAUUUAAAUAAAGUAUAGGCAUAUUCGUUGCAAUUGGUCUUAAUUUUAAAAAUUUACUGCCCUAUUGAACUUUCUGUCAUGGGAUUAGGAACUCCUAAUUUAAUUUUCUGUCUUUCUGAUUUAUCAGACUUAAUUACAGUUAGAGCUGGUUAGUUAGUUUGUUGCAAAUAAACUAUGCACUGAAUUUAGCUCCUAAUUGGUUUUGAGUCUGUUUUUUUAAAUUUAUUUUAAUUUCUGUGAUGUAUUUGUUACUCACCAGUACUUCCCAUAGUUACCUCUGUGCAAAUAGAUGUAAGCCUAUUGGGAGUUUCUAAACUAUUUUGUUUUACUCCAUUCCUCAUGUAAGCAGGCAUCUAAAGCAGUAAUGUUAUCCUCCUUAAAUCAGAGAGCAAAAAUAGCACAUGUGGAAGACUAAGCAUUGCCAACCAAGCAAGAUUUGUGUUUUUUCCCUCCUUAGAACACAUCUUAUUAAAAAAUUCAUAGGAUUAUCCUAAACUGGGAGCUGCCAUCUCUGAACUAAACACACAGCUACUUCUGCCAAUCCUGCAUGAGUGUUUCCAGACUCUUGCAGAAAUUUCUACCCAUUUCGUCUGUUCUCUUGAAUUGAGUGAAGGGAAACACUUGCAAAAAUAUACAAAAUGUCUUGCUUUUUGCAGGUGUCUAGGAGGCAGAAGGCUCCAAAAUGAUUCAGACUGAGACUAACAGGAAAAAAAGUCCUCACAGGGUGUAAGUUUUAGUUAAGAAAAAUGGAAACCUUCGGUAGAAGAGAAAUAUGGUGCAUGAAUUAUCUUCUCAUUUGGCUGCUUAGAUUUGUAAAAGGAAAGAACAAAAAUUUGAGAUAGUUAAUACUGAACAGGUAGGUGUCUUUGAGGAGUUUCUAAUAUUUAGUUAAAUUAAUAAGUCCUUAAAUCUUGUGCCAACUGAUGUUCUGCUACCUUUUGUCUUUGCUAAUUGCAGAGUUCUGUUUCAGAUAACCAUGCAAAUAGGUUGUCCUUUUCUUUCCAGAAUAUAACCAUUUCUUUAAUUUGUCAUUGCCCCAUAUUCCUUUAGCACCUACCUGGUCUUCCUGAAUAAAUAUUCUUUGUGUGUCAAUUAAUGCAGCUGGCAGAAUUUACUCGUAUCAGUUUUGCUUUUUCAGGGGCAAGAAAACUGUUACUUGUUUCGCAAGUAGAAUGGUUUUGAAUGUUUAACUUUUAUUUUAAAUAACAGCCUUUUCUUUUCCAGCUUGUUUAGUUUCAUUAUGGAAAAGUUUCCUUUUAACAUUGUAUUUAUGAAUUAUUCAAGCAAAUGAAAUACUUGCCUUUCUUAGAAGUUUGUUCAAUAAAUUGCUGUGUUUUGCAGGGGAGGUCUGCACAGCAGCCCUAUUAGAGCUUGAACAAACAUACUUGUGUAGUUUGGGCACUGCCAGCUGGUAUAGCCAUGGAGGGCAUGGUAACUUACUGCAAAAAACAGUCAAGAUGCCAAUGUUUGUAAUGAGAUCUUGCCUAAUGCAGCUACCCUGCUAGCUGAAUCCAAGACAGAGCUAGGGAUGUUUGGCCUGUAGUCACAAAGGUGCUUGAAUAGGUGAUAUAGGCAUGGACAGGUUGGUCAUUGUUAUGACUACGUAAUUGUUAACUGUGACCUGAUAUACUUAAAUAAGCAGAAGGAUCAUUAACAUAGAUUUUAAAAGAUUUAACAAGAGCUUCCAUAUUUUGUGAUGGUGUGGUUUUCAAUUGCACCUCAAACAGCAUAAGGAUGAUAAUUCAGGAUAUUGCAACAGUAUUAUUUGUAAAGAGCAAAAACUAGCAGAAGAAAAUCAAACCAACCAGCAAGAAGUGCUAGCAGCAAUAUUUGAGAUCUGUUUUCUUUAGUAACAGCUACUAGUGGGAAGAGAAUCUAAUUGCUUAUGUGCCACGAAUCUGUAACCAUUUUUCUCUGGAUUAUUCAAAAAGUAAUUUGAUGUAGCUGUUUUUCCCUGGCUUUGUUAUACAUACAUAACAAUAUGACAUAAUUUUGGAAAAUCUCUGCAAAGCAGGAUAAAUAACUUGCUGAUGGAGCAAGCCAUGGAAAGAUUUAAUUGAGAGCUAGCCAUUAUAUAAUUUCAUUUUCCAUUACCAGCUUUAUUGCUAAAUAUAAUACAUAUUUAAAAUAAGCAUGCACAGCUUUUAAAAUAUUUUAUAUGUGUAAAUGUUCAGUACACUUUUAGCUUUCUAAAAACUACGCACUCAAUUGACGUGAUUUGGCUCUACUGGCUUUAGUAGAAUCAAGGCUCCUUACAAUUGAUAAUGUAUAAAAACAACAGUCAGCUUCUAUAUGGUAAUAUUUAUUAAAGAAUGAUAACUAUUCACUGGACAAGCCAUAUGAUAAUCCAAAUGAUUCCACUUUGUAGAAGGAAAAAAAAGCCAAAAAUGUUUCCCCAGAGUAGAAUAAAGAUCAAGCAGUGGCCAGCAAGUCCCUUUCUCUUGUCUCUGGCAACGCUUCUUUUACCUUCUUGCUUUAAAAGUCUUUCAUUUUCUCAAGCACUGGUAAUCUUAGGUUAUUCACCAUUUUUUCCCACAUAGUUUUCAGUUUCCCUCAACAAACUUCACUUACAUUUUAAAGCAGGAGUCCAAAAGAAAAACCAAGGAAUCUGUGCUGUAUGUUCUUUCCUACUCCUCUUUCCAUGUUAGUUUAGGACUUCAGCUGCAGCCUCAGUGUUAGAAUUGAUGAGGGCAGAAACACCAGAGAAGCACAAUAUUUCUAUACCAAAACAUGCAGGUCCCAAAUUAGGUCUGAAUGCAAUCUCUUUGCUCCCUGCUAACCUUAGGAACUAACUCUUCUUGUUUGAGACACUGAUAUUUGGAACCUUAUUCUGUGGGAAACAGAACAUGUCACUCCUUCAUAAAGUCAGUCGCCUUGCUAACAAGAAGAAAGAAAUAUGCAACACUUGAACUGUUCACUAUACUUCUGAUAAAUUUAGAGAGUGGAAGAGAAAGUGAUUUUUGGAAUGCUUUAUUAGAUUGAAUACUCACUCUGAUAGUGGAGGGGUCCUAGCAAAAUUCUUGGACUCCAAAUGGCCAUUGUUUUGAGUUGAAACUCCUCUUUAACAAUUUGGGGUUGGUUAAGCAAUCACAAUUAUAAACGUCCUUUACAUUUCUCACAGUGCAUGGCAGAACCCUCUGCUGUUCUGUGCAUGGUGUUGGGUUAUAAAUAUGUGGAGAAAGCCAUAAUAAAUCUAUAGGAAGGUUGCAAGCAGCACAGUUCAAGUAUCUUGCAAUUUUCUUGAGUAGUUCUUCCAAUAGCAUAAGAGGGGAGAGGUGGGUCAAGGCAGGUUUUACAGUAGAUGACAAAUCAGCAGCUCUCAUGAAAAGCUGUGCGCAGAAAAUUCUUUAAUGCUACUUGAGGAAUCUUUAGUUGUUUUUUCAGACAGAUUAAAAGGGAACCUUAAACUCAUGAGCUUGGUACAGCCUGGCCUGGCAUAUUGCCGUGCCUGAGAUAAAUUACAGGUUGGUGCAUGCAAGGAGUCACCUGUUUGUGCAACUACCCGAGACCCACAAGGAUGAAAGAAUCUCAGCUUUUGCUAAGUGCUUGCUUGUUCUUUGUUUCCACAAACUGGGCGGGGGGAAUAAAUAUCUCCAGUAUAAAUGAGAAACUGGACAUCAGUUUACAUGGGAAGUAAAUACACUGUACUUGACAAUUCUGGGAGUAAAACUGCGCUUUUGAUUAGAGGUGUUCUUCAAACUUAUCUGUCUGAAUUUUUUUUUUUCAUUUAUAAACGUAGUGUCAGACAAGUACCAUUUACAGAUGAGACAACUUGAAGAACAGAAGCUUGCAGGUCUGCUUGAAACCUUCCACAGUGUGACUCGGCAGCAGAACUCAAACUGGGAAUUCAGGUGACUUUUCUUCUCACUCUGGUCAUAUCAGGCUCAAUUCUUUGGGCAGAGUACCUGAAGGUUUUACUACUUCUAUUAGGGUUUCUCCUUUGUAACUUUAAUUUGGUUCAGAAUGCUGUGUAGACUUCUGUGCUUCUUCCUAGUUUCCUUUGGAAGCAGAAAUAGAAGAGCAUGUGGAGGAGAGGAUGUGAAUGAGCUGGAUUAUUUUGUCAGCACCAUUUUUUUUUUAAUGCUUGGUUUGAGUUCUCACAUAGCUUCUGAUUCAUUUGAUUCUUGUUCAUACCAGACUGCCUGUGAAAACUCAAGAGUUGAAACGAGGCAAGGGAGUAUAGUUUUCUUUGUUGCAUCGUGUAUAGGAUAAGGAUAGUCAAGAAAGUAGUGAUCAGGUCUUUUUGUACUUGUUAUAAUGGUCACACA
This is a messenger RNA of Strigops habroptila (Kakapo), 7982 nucleotides long. It is a transcript of the gene EFL1, whose product is annotated as elongation factor like GTPase 1. Gene Ontology annotation, biological process: cytosolic ribosome assembly. The transcript is spliced from 20 exons. Gene Ontology annotation, molecular function: GTP binding; ribosome binding; GTPase activity. The record is from RefSeq and is a predicted model, not a curated record. The coding region runs from base 47 to 3325 and encodes 1092 amino acids. Lineage: Eukaryota; Metazoa; Chordata; Aves; Psittaciformes; Psittacidae. Gene Ontology annotation, cellular component: ribonucleoprotein complex; cytosol.